GGAGACCUCGGGCUAUCAACCUCGUUAUCUUAAAUCUGCACAGACAAGUAAUUGCCUUUUACACACUAUGUGCCACGUCUACUAAAAUGAUGUACUUCUCUAUAAAACCGGAGACCCGUCACUGUUCGUUGGGCCUUAACUGCACAACUGUUGAAGUGCAUAGUUGACUGCUCCAAAUUAGCUAAUCUUAUAAUAAAGUGUUGUUUGAAAGAAUCUGCAGUCUCUCUUAUAGAAUUUCUCUGACAAGCCAGCAACAUCGAGAGUGAGGAUAAGCCCAGCCUGCCUCUCUCCUUCCACACCAAGUCCAAACCUACAGUUACUGGGUCCUGAUUGUGACAGAGGAGCCCAGUUUGCACUGCAGGAUCCAGAGAUGGCAUCAGUGAAGCUGGAAGACUGCAGUCAAACACUGGAGCUGAAUGUCAACAUUAAAGAUGAAGAAGAGGAGGAGAAGAUUGGGAAAUCUGUUUCUAAUGGAGACCAUGUUGAGACAUUCUCUACAUCCAGAGAGCAACAGCAGGAAGGUCACAGAGCUAAGAGGUCUCACCACUGCCCACAUUGUGAGGAGAUAUUCCCAAUUCUAUCAAAGCUAAAAAAACACCUUAAAAUACACACAGGAGAGAAUCUGUAUCCCUGUACUGACUGUGGGAAGAGAUUCACGACAUCAAGGUCUCUGACAGUUCAUCAGAGAAUACACACAGGAGAGAAGCCUUACUCCUGCUCUGACUGCGGAAAGAGUUUCUCUCGAAUGGGCAACUUAAAAACACAUGAACGUAUACAUACAGGAGUGAAACCUUACCCCUGCUCUGUCUGUGGAAUGUGUUUCUCUAGACUAGGUGACUUAAAAACACAUGAACGUAUACAUACUGGAGUGAAGCCUUACUCCUGCUCUGAUUGUGACAAGAGUUUCUCUCGACUGGGCCACUUAAAAACACAUGAACGUAUACAUACAGGAGUGAAACCUUACUUCUGCUCUGACUGUGGAAAUAGUUUCUCUCGACUGGGAAACUUAAAAACACACAAACGUAUACAUACAGGAGUGAAGCCUUACUCCUGCUCGUACUGUGGAAAGAGUUUCUCUCGACUGGGUGACUUAAAAACACAUGAACGUAUACAUACAGGAGUGAAUUCUUACUCCUGCUCUGAAUGUGGAAAGAGUUUCACUCGACUGGGCCACUUAAAAACACAUGAACGUAUACAUACAGGAGUGAAGCCUUACUCCUGCUUUGACUGUGGAAAGAGUUUCUCUCGACUGGAAAACUUAAGAAGACAUGAACGUAUACAUACAGGAGAGAAGCCUUACUCCUGCUCUGAUUGUGUAAAAUGCUUCACAACAUCAACUGACCUAAAAGUUCAUCAGAGAACACACACAGGAGAGAAGCCUUACCACUGAUCUGACUUACAGCUGAGCUAAAAGGGUCAUCGAUGAACACACACAGAAGAGAAGCCUUACUUCUGCUCUUAAUGUGGCAAGAGUUUCUCCAGAUUGGGCAAUGAAAAGACACAAAAACUGAUACACACUUGAGAGAAGCCUUAUCACUGCACUGACAGUGAGAGGAGAUUCUACAGAUUGGGCCAUUUAAAGACACCAUUGUAUACAUAAAGGACAGAGUCCUUGUCAGUUCUCUCAGACCAGCUGAGAUUAGUCACUCAAUCACUUAAUUUUAAUUUCAUAAAAUAAUUGACCCUCUUGUCCUCAGAACACCCUCAAUUCAUCGGGGCAUAGACUGGCCAAGGGGGAAAUAUUAGGAAUGUGUUCCUAAUGUUUGUGCAGUCAGUGUAUAUCAGAUAAAGAUGGUGUGAUCAGUUUUUAGCUUUAGUUUGGGUGGAUUAUUUUAUAUUACUAAACAACUUUUGUCUAAUGAUUAACAGGCUAUGAAUUGACUACUUGUGUUUAUGAAAUGUACUACUUGUAUUAUUUUUGUCAUUGAUGAUGAAUGUAUUUGAAUAACUGUGUUGGCAUUAAUUGAUCUGGCGGCAGGUAGCCUAGCGGUUAAGAGUGUUGGGCCAGUAACUGAAAAGUUGAUGGUUUGAAUCCCGAGCCGACUAGGUGAAAAAUCUGUCAUUGUGCCCUUGAGCAAGGCAAUUAACUCUUAUUUGUCCUGUAAGUCGCUCUGGAUAAAAACAUCUGCUGAAUGACAACAUGUAAUGAAAAAUAAUGUUUGUACAUGAAUUCGUGCUGGGAAACUACUUUUUUCUCAUGUGUAUAAUAAAAUAAAAUGUUUUUAGUGAAAUACAACAUUACUGCUUUGUUUAUCCUGGCCAGAGGGACAGGACCAUAGUAGGCUAGACCAGCUAAGUUAGUGUUAACGUUAGUUAGCAGGCAAGUAUCAAGGCAGAGUUGCUAAUGUUAGCCUAGAGAAAAUAGUUUGCGACAUUAACAGAAACUAAUAAUUCAUAUAUCAACCUUAUCAAAUUACAAACGUUUUCAAAAAUGUUGUUGCUUACAAUUAUCCUCGUGUCCUUGUUACCGUCUUGAGGAACAAAUGUCGGGUGAAUGACUUGCUUUUUCUGCUUCUCCCAGUUUUGAGGCACGACGGUUAUAAAUUGUAAUAAAUUCCGUUGUGAAAUUGUAAACUAAUUAUUUGAAAUUACAGGUUUUUACAUUUACAUUUAGUUAUUAUUAUUGUUUUACAUUUUACAAUUACAUUUUUCAGUCAUUCUGUCUAUAUCAGAACAUCUAACAAUAUAUUCGGUUUUUUAACAUUUUAAAUCAAUAUAUUUUAUUGUAUUAUGUAUAUUAUAUUGUGUAUAUCAUUUCGGAGCAAGGCACCUAUUAAAGAGUUGGAGUUUCGUUGGA
This is a messenger RNA of Oncorhynchus tshawytscha (Chinook salmon), 2797 nucleotides long. Its product is annotated as gastrula zinc finger protein XlCGF17.1-like. The transcript has 2 exons. Lineage: Eukaryota; Metazoa; Chordata; Actinopteri; Salmoniformes; Salmonidae. Bases 371 to 1390 code for a protein of 339 amino acids. The record is from RefSeq and is a predicted model, not a curated record. Gene Ontology annotation, cellular component: nucleus.